Messenger RNA from Rhagoletis zephyria (snowberry fruit fly), 728 nucleotides. RefSeq names its product tigger transposable element-derived protein 2-like. Gene Ontology annotation, cellular component: nucleus. The record is from RefSeq and is a predicted model, not a curated record. Gene Ontology annotation, molecular function: DNA binding. NCBI's taxonomy places the organism in Eukaryota, Metazoa, Arthropoda, Insecta, Diptera, Tephritidae.
UACUGAGUACACAAGUUCCAAGUCCUCAUGGAUGACAUCAACUAUUUUUCGCGAUUGGUUUCAUAAAUCAUUUGUGCCGCAGGUUAAAAUUUUUCUUAUGUGGCAGAAUAGACAUAAUUUUUAACAAUUAAAAUUCUCUAUUUUUAGGUAACAGAGUUUCUUUCAAAAAAGAAUCUGCCAGUUAAAGCACUUCUUCUAAUAGAUAAUGCUCCAUCUCAUCCAAGUGAAUUGGAGCUUAAAACAGAGGAUGGAAACAUAAUUGCAAUGUUUUUUCCGCCAAAUGUGACCCCACUAAUCCAGCCAAUGGACCAAAAUGCAAUUAAGAUAACGAAGCUUUACUAUAGAACAAGUCUUUUAGCCAUGAUGGCGGCAAAAAAUUCAGAUUUAGUCAGUUCAAUGAAAACAGUAACAUUAAAGGAUGCUGUUACGUUUCUAGAGAUCGCAUGGAAUAAAGUCAGUACAGACACUAUGGCUAAAUGCUGGAAAAAUCUUUUGAGUUUCACGGAAUCUGAGGAAGAUCCAGAGGAAAAUGUUCCAUUGAGCAUUCUGAAAGCAAAUAUGGAUUCGGAGCUUCAGCUACUAAUGACGCGCGCAGUUGAUGUGCUUAAUGAAUUAAAUCCUCAGGUUUGUCGUUUUUCUUAAGCCAUUUUAGGGACACUAUCAGACAUAGUUUUAAUAUUUUUUAUAGGUUGACUAUGCAGUGCCAUCCAUUGAGGAAUGGAAUCAAG